Molecule: messenger RNA, 669 nt
Organism: Zophobas morio
Lineage: Eukaryota; Metazoa; Arthropoda; Insecta; Coleoptera; Tenebrionidae
Gene: Rrp46
Product: exosome complex component RRP46
Exons: 4
Coding region: 42-659 (205 amino acids)
Biological process (GO): poly(A)-dependent snoRNA 3'-end processing; nuclear mRNA surveillance; U4 snRNA 3'-end processing
Cellular component (GO): nucleolus; cytoplasmic exosome (RNase complex); nuclear exosome (RNase complex)
Source: RefSeq, a predicted model, not a curated record
CGUUCAAGUUGGUGACAUUGUUUAACCUCACUUUUUCAAAAAUGGACGAAGUAAAAUUGCGGUGUGAAUUAGGUGUUUUAACUCGUCCAGAUGGUUCAGUCUUGUUUUCAGAAGGUGAGACGACAGUUGUCGCAGGAAUCUAUGGACCAGUCGAAAGCAAAAUUAAUAAAACUUUGGUUGAAAAAGCUUGUGUAGAAGCAUAUUUUAGACCAAAAUCGGGAUUACCUGGAGUGAAAGAUAGGUUAAAUGAAUCGAUGAUUAGAAAUGUGUGUGAGGCAGUCAUUGCUGUAGCCCUUUUCCCUCGAACUGCUGUAGUUGUUGUUGUACAAGAAAUGCAAAAUAAUGGACAGUUAAUUUCAUGUGCUUUAAAUGCCACCUGUCUAGCAUUAUUAAAUUCAGGAAUUGACAUGAAAUGUAUGUAUGCGGCUGUAACGUGUUUUCUAGACAGGUCUGAUUCCAUUGUUCUUAUUCCACCUGCUGAUGAAAGAGAAAUAAAAGGUUCCUUCAUGUUUGUUUUUGACAGUGUAGAAAAGACCAUUUUAGCAUCCCACACCGAAGGUUCAUUUAGUAUUGAUCAAUACAAAGACGCUCUUAGUUUAUGUAGAGAAGAAAGCACCAAUAUAUUUAACUUUUUUAAAAAAGCAUUGACAAUAAAGUGAUUUUUAAGUA